AUGAUUAUAAAUAAAUUUUUUGCUGCAUUUUCGCAACUCAUUAGCAAGACUUCUCAAGUGGCUAAGUAACCUUUAGUAAAAUAAAAUUUAAUUCAAUCUGAACCAAUGAGAUUAAGUAAAUACUUGGCUUAAACAAGCGUGUGCUCUAGAAGAGAAGCAGAAAAAAUGAUUUAAUCUGGAAUGAUACUUGUUGAUGGAAAAAAAGUUGAAAGUAAUAUACCAGUUACAUCUGAAAAUAAAAUAUAAGUAUUUACUAAAAAUGGAGAGAGAAUGCCUGUAAAGCAAUCAACAGUAAUCAGAAUUUAUUAUUAAAGAAAGUAUGGAUUUUUUACAAACCUGUUGGUAUGAUAUGCUCUCAUAAUGAUCCAUUUAAAAGACCCUCAUUUUAUGAUUUUGCAAAACUUAGAUUAAAAACAGAUCAACAUGUAAUUUCAGUAGGAAGAUUAGAUUUUAAUUCUGAAGGUUUAAUUGUAGUUACAAAUGAUGGAGAAUUAGCUAGAUGUAUGGAACUACCUGAAACAAAAUUAUAACGUACAUAUAGAGUAAGAGUUUAUGGUACUUUUACAGAAGAAAAGUUAAAAAAAAUAAGAAAUGGUGUUACUAUAGCUGGUGUAAAUUAUGGUCCAUAUUGGAUUAAUGUUGAAAACAGGUAAGAAAUCUAUUUAAAUUUAGAUAGUCAAGAAAUACUUGGCUUAUUAUGAGAUUAGAAUCAGGAAAAAAUAGAGAAAUUAGAAAGGUUAUGUAGAAAUUUGAUUUGAGAGUAAAUAGAUUAAUAAGACAGAGUUAUGGUCCAUAUAAACUUAUGGGUUUAAAGCCAGGAGAUUUUUAUGAAGCUUAAAUUGAACCUGAAAUUAAGAGAAAACUCUAUCUACACACCAGAAAAAAAUUAUAAAAUGUAUAAGAGUAAAUAUAAUUGGAAUAAACUAAACUUAAUAUUAAAACAUUAGAUGAUUAAAGCAAGAAUGAUAAGUUGAUAGAAAAAUAAAAUAACGAUUUAAGUGAGAAAAAGAACAUCAAUACAAAUCCACCUAAGUAAAUUCACUCAAAAAUAAAUUGA
Molecule: messenger RNA, 1057 nt
Organism: Paramecium sonneborni
Lineage: Eukaryota; Ciliophora; Oligohymenophorea; Peniculida; Parameciidae
Source: the annotation of a GenBank genome assembly